GCGUGUCUGCUCUGUUCUUCUUCUCGAUUCUUCCUCCCGACAAGCCCCCAAGCCACCGACUCUCUCCCCCUUGAAAAACCCGGUGAGAUCUUGAUGAAUUUCUCCUUCUUUUCUUGUUCUUGAACCCAGAAACUCCCCCCCUCUCUGCUGGAAAUUCCAGAUCUGCUCUGCGUCUUUUCCCCCUUCUGCUGUUCGUCGGCUUCAGCUUGUGGGUUUGAAUUUUGGGCAUUUUUCGGGUAAGCCACAGCCAUGAAAAUCAUCUCUUUAGCUUUGAUUUGGCUUGGGUUACUCUAAUCUCUGUUUUGGUUCUUGAAUUUGGGUUAAUUCCGUGAGCUCCCCCCCUCGCACUUGCCGUCGACUUCUUCUCCCUGCUAGCUCCGGUUUUGCUUGUUAAAUUCCGGUUCUGAUCGUUCUGUCACCGAAGCACUUGGGUUAGCCUUUUGUUCUGUGCGAGUGAGGUAAGUAAAUUGUGGUAAAGCCCUUCGAUUUUAAAGCAUGUUUUAAACUGUUUUUGAGAUGGUGGCAAGGUUUAAAGUGAUUUUAAAUUGAUUUUAUCAGCAUCUGAAUGUGAUUAAACUGAAAUGGAAAUUGUGAUGGUUUUUAUGAGAAUUUCACUGUCUUUUUGGAAUUGAGCAUGAUUGAAAUGAAAAGUGAGAAUUUCAUUGUUUUUCUGGAGUUAUUGCACCGAGCAUGAUUGGUUUGAAAUGAAACUGUUUUCGUUGGUAUUGAGUAGAGCAUGCCUAUUUGGAAUUGACUGAACUGUUUUGAUGAACUGAGAAUUUACAAAUUUUGAGUUUUCUGAUAAAUCCAUGCCCACAUUGAAAUUUUCCGGUUUGUUCUAAAAUUUGGGAUUGAUUGUGAAAUUCGGGUUUUCUGUAAACUCUGCAUGGUUUUGUCUCAGAUAUAGUCAUGAUUACUGAUUACUGUACCCGCUAGUGGGAGGUUUAUAAAUGCUAGCACAUGUCGUCAUGUUUACUGAUAGAACCAGUUCACCCUACCAAUGGGGUUAAACAUUGGUAAUUACUGUUGCCUGCCAGUGGGAGUUGUAAACACUGGCACCAUUACUGACGCCUGCCAGUGGGAGUUAUUAAACACUGGCACUUUUGUAACCUUGCCUAUGGGGUUUAACAUUGGCAACUACUGUGCCUGCCAGUGGGAGGUUUAUAAACGCUGGCCAUAACUUAUAGAUGAGACUACUGAAUUGAGUUUUCUUCUGCAUUGACGGUUUGUCAUGAAACGUUUUGUUAUUGAACUGAAUCUGAUUUUGCAUUGACGAGUUGUCAUUGAAUGCUUUGCAAUUAAACUGAAUCUGAUUUUGUCACUGAGCGUUUUGGUUAUAUUAAACUGUUUAUCUGGCGUACUUAAAAGUUUUACCCAAGGGCUAUCCAUAUUUACUUACUGAGAUAUUUUAUCUCAUAGUUUUCCUUGUCCACCAUUUCAGGAAGCGAUACCGAGGAUAGGGAAACCGAGGGGAGUGACGAGUUAGAAGGGUAGCCAUUUCGAGAUUGGUAUAGAUUUAGAAAUAAAUCAUGCUCUUGCAAGCUAGAGUGUAUUUGGAGAUUUUAUGAUAUCAGAGCAGAUGGUAAAAUUUUAUCUUGAAAUUUUGUGGUAUCAGAUUGUGAUUUGAAUAAGUUCCGAGCCUUGUGCACUUGUGGGACCCGUCUCACGAGUGCACGGCGUCUGUCGCGUCCCCGGAUUUGGGUUCUGGGGCGUGACACAUAUAAUUGUUACAAAUAAACUAAUAAUUGUGUU
This is a messenger RNA of Rubroshorea leprosula, 1752 nucleotides long. Lineage: Eukaryota; Viridiplantae; Streptophyta; Magnoliopsida; Malvales; Dipterocarpaceae. The record is from the annotation of a GenBank genome assembly.